AUGGAAGACACAGUCGGAGCCUAUAAACCCUACCAUUUCCAUACGGACUUCGAACCUUAUUGCAUUUGGCAUAGGAAGGAAGAUACUGAUACUUUUGAUGUUCAUCUUAAUGGUUUGAAAAAGCAACAGCUGAAGAUUGAGAUCAACGAGGAGCGGAUCCUAACAAUCUCCGGAGAACGACGAUUAUGGGACGACAAUAACACAUGGAGUCGUUUUCGCAAACAAACAAACAAACUGGCCGACAACACCCAAAAUAACGACAUUCGUUCAAAGUUCACUGGACGGAUUCUCUCCAUUGUGAUACCCAAGAAACCAGGGAUUCUCUCCUUGUCCAUUUCCCUGCCGUCCCAAGUCCUCGAAAAGGCCCAAACCCAACCAAAACCCAAAAGACGACUACGGCAACGGAGAAUGCAGGUGGUUGGAGGUUGGUAA
Ziziphus jujuba (common jujube) is the source of this 432-nucleotide messenger RNA. Its product is annotated as 17.8 kDa class I heat shock protein-like. The coding region runs from base 1 to 432 and encodes 143 amino acids. The record is from RefSeq and is a predicted model, not a curated record. The transcript is spliced from 2 exons. NCBI's taxonomy places the organism in Eukaryota, Viridiplantae, Streptophyta, Magnoliopsida, Rosales, Rhamnaceae.